This is a messenger RNA of Solanum tuberosum (potato), 1179 nucleotides long. RefSeq names its product non-functional pseudokinase ZED1-like. The record is from RefSeq and is a predicted model, not a curated record. The coding region runs from base 1 to 1179 and encodes 392 amino acids. Gene Ontology annotation, biological process: protein phosphorylation; cell surface receptor signaling pathway. The transcript has a single exon. Gene Ontology annotation, cellular component: plasma membrane. Lineage: Eukaryota; Viridiplantae; Streptophyta; Magnoliopsida; Solanales; Solanaceae. Gene Ontology annotation, molecular function: protein serine/threonine kinase activity; ATP binding.
AUGCCUUUCUUCUGGGGACUCACAAGUAAAAAUCUUUUUUCCUCUGCCUCUGCUGUAAGGCGGAAGAAAGAGAAGGAUUGUUAUUUGAAGAAUGGAAGUUGUGUGCUUGAGGAGCUUCUUGCUUUAUGCGACGGAAAUUGCAGAAUUCCCAUCCGUUACUUCACUGCCAUAGAGAUUGACAAUGCAAUAAAACACUCUAAAACCAAAAUGGACCUUACCGAUAUAUCUAUGGUUACGGGAUUGCUAGGCAACCGCCCCGUUUUAAUUAGGCUCAACAGCGGUAGGCUCUUCGCUAUCCAUCGAGAUAUAGCGAUUACUGCUCAGAUGAGUCAUCUCAAGAAUGUGUUGAGACUUGUCGGUUGCUGUCUAGAAUUUGAAGAACCAGUUAUGGUGUAUGAAUAUGUUGAAGCUAUAUCUCUUAGCGAUCUACUUUUCAAAAAGGAUAAUCUUAAUAGAAAAUCGCUAUGUUGGGGAAAUCGAUUACGAGUUGCACGUGAUGUCGCUUCGGCAAUCGUUUUCCUCCAUACUGAAUUUUCUACGCCCAUCAUCCAUAGAAAUAUAAAGCCAUCUAAAGUGAUAAUAGAUGACAAGAGCGGCGUUGCCAAAAUAGUGGACUUCUCACUCUCCAUAUCAUUACCUCCAGGAGAAUUGGAGUUGCAAGAUGAUCGUGUGAGUGGAACAAUUGGGUAUGUAGAUCCAGAAUAUCUCCAGCAGUGUAUUAUUACUCAAAAAACUGAUGUCUACAGCUUUGGGAUUCUUCUCUAUCAGCUAUUAACCGGAAAGGAGAUGUGGGAUAUUAUGUACACAGCAGAAUCAAUAUGUUCAAAAGAGAGAAUAGAUUUUGAAGAAGACGUUAAAUCCAAUACUGAAGAGGGUAAUUCUACGGAUAGAUUGAAUUCUACGAAUUCAAAAGAGACAACAGAGUUUAAAAAUCUUCCAAACAAGUUUUGUUACAUUGUCGAUUAUUAUAUUAAAGAGAGUAAUGCAAUGGAUAUAGCAGAUCCUAUCAUUUUAGAAGAACAUGGUAUUGAGAUUCAACAACAGUUGGAAGACUACUUGGAUCUUGUUAAGAAAUGCACAACUUUGAAAGGAGAUGAUAGACCAUACAUUAUUCAAGUCGCAAGGGAAUUAGGCCGAAUUGAAAAGUGUUUCCGUGCCCUAUCCCUUGGUCAAAAUUAA